This is a messenger RNA of Moneuplotes crassus, 711 nucleotides long. Lineage: Eukaryota; Ciliophora; Spirotrichea; Euplotida; Euplotidae. The record is from the annotation of a GenBank genome assembly.
UUAAUUGAAAAAUAAAAUCAGCCAGGCUUUAACUUAGACGAGUAAAAACUAAUGAUGGGUAUUUUGGCAAGCAUAUGAAAAGGGAAAGCCCAAAAGAAUUUAGAGUACAUCACGAGGUUACCAAAAACAUAUAUGACUGAAGAUUAAGAACUCUCGAAUUUUGAUGGGCAGCUGUUGAAGAUCUUACUCAGUCGUCUUCCUCUCUUUCUAUCCAUUUCCUCAUGGUUAUCCUUUGAAGUCAUAUCCAUUGCCUGUUCAUUCUCUGUAGCUUCAUUUAUAAGGCUUAGUUUCUGUGCUAGUCCAUCAGUUAGUGAGUGCAGAUAGUUGAAUGCAUCUUUAAUUGAUGUAUCUUCUUCAUCUUCUCUCAUAUACUUCAUCCAGAACUGGUUCAUUUUGAAUGCAUCCACAAUUUGUGAAAUUAACCUAGAGAUUUGGUGCAGAUUGAGAGGAUAGGAGCCAGGCUGUCAUGACUGGUACUCCUCAAGAAUGAUCUGGCCUCUUUCCACAACAGUCUCCAACUCCUGCAAUGUCUUCCUCUUGGAACCUACAUGACUGGUCAACCUCAUGUAUUUAAGAGCUAACUUCUCUUGUAAAGUAGUGGUUCUUACUAAUUAGCUCUUGGAUUCCUUCUCUUGGUUUGAAGAUCUCUCCUUUAUUGAUUUUGCUGAUUUUUGUUGAACUCUAAGUGCCACUUCCGCUUUCCAUAUUUAU